Homalodisca vitripennis (glassy-winged sharpshooter) is the source of this 543-nucleotide messenger RNA. RefSeq names its product sodium-coupled monocarboxylate transporter 1-like. Gene Ontology annotation, molecular function: symporter activity. Gene Ontology annotation, biological process: sodium ion transport. The transcript has 3 exons. The coding region runs from base 42 to 512 and encodes 156 amino acids. NCBI's taxonomy places the organism in Eukaryota, Metazoa, Arthropoda, Insecta, Hemiptera, Cicadellidae. The record is from RefSeq and is a predicted model, not a curated record.
GAGUUGUUUAUGGAGCACUCUUUUCCCUAUUCACCCUUGGAAUGUUCUUUCCUCGUGCAAACGCUAAGGGAGCAGUCAUGGGAGGGGUAGCAAGUUUCUUAGUGGCAUCUUGGAUAAUUUUCCACGCUCAAUUCUACAUAAUUCAGGGUAAACUAAAAUUCCCUGGCAAGAAAACCAGUAUUGAUGAGUGUCCCGUAGGAAUUUACCGGAAUUAUCAUUCCAAUGCGUCCCUGUUGUAUAACUACACAGGGUUGAGCUCUCCAGUGGUGGCGGACAUCUCAGUGCCUCAGGUCUACCAACUGUCCUACAACUACUACACAACGAUUAGCGCAGUCUCUGGUCUAGUGGUAGGCCUGGUGGUAUCUCUGUUGACUGAGCCGCCAGAUGUCUCCUCCUUGAGUCCGGACCUCUUCACACCCUGCGUGCGGAGGUUCCUACCCCAAAAGAAACAAGAGAUACGUCCAAAUACCUUGCACUACGAUCUUACUUCUCAACAUGACACUGAUUUGUGAGUAAACGAGAGUAAACCAAUCACCCACGGAA